UCUAUGAAACAGAAUUAUCAAGUGAUUUUUCUAUCUAGCUAUUAUAUAUAUUAAUAACAAUCGCAUGCACGAUUAUAAGUAUUGAACGUUCUAUUUUAUCAACUUUUUCUUUGAUACUGUCCGAAGAUCUACGUAUUAAAUAUUAAAAGUUAAAUAAUAAAGAAUAAAAAUGUUACGACAUCUUUUCCAAUCAAUUACUCGAAACGCAAGAAGUAGUAUGCGAUCUUAUCAUGGUAAUCAAGUUCCUGAUAAUGUUAAACCACCAUCUAUGGAUGAAGUACUUGUACCAUGUGGCUCAUGGAAAGAAGCAAAUGCUAAAACUCGAACUAAAUAUAAUAUACAAUUUGUAGCUGGUGUUGUUAUACUUGUUGCAACUAUAGCAUAUGGUAGAAUAAGUGGAGUACUUUGGCUUAACUUUCUUCCACCAACUCCAAAAAAUAAAGAUUCUGAAUAAAAUGAAUUCAAAUAUAGUAUUAUAGUACAUAUAGCAAAUAUAAUUAUUGUAUAAUUAUUUUAUUGUAAAAAAUAAUAAAAUAUUUCUAUUUAUAGUAUA
Molecule: messenger RNA, 553 nt
Organism: Apis florea (little honeybee)
Lineage: Eukaryota; Metazoa; Arthropoda; Insecta; Hymenoptera; Apidae
Gene: COX7B
Product: Cytochrome c oxidase subunit 7B
Source: RefSeq, a predicted model, not a curated record